Messenger RNA from Lineus longissimus, 4163 nucleotides. Its product is annotated as cyclic nucleotide-gated cation channel beta-3-like. Lineage: Eukaryota; Metazoa; Nemertea; Pilidiophora; Heteronemertea; Lineidae. Gene Ontology annotation, biological process: monoatomic cation transmembrane transport. Gene Ontology annotation, molecular function: cGMP binding; protein-containing complex binding; intracellularly cGMP-activated cation channel activity. Gene Ontology annotation, cellular component: plasma membrane; intracellular cyclic nucleotide activated cation channel complex. Bases 516 to 3578 code for a protein of 1020 amino acids. The record is from RefSeq and is a predicted model, not a curated record. The transcript has 18 exons.
AAGAAAAUCUAUUAUUCAGUUGGCUUCCUUUUAGCAGGUAAAAAACAAUACAGAUAAAUUGGACAGUUAUUGAGUCAUUUGUGUUGUGGUUAUCUUUGCGUAAGGUCGCAGCUAAGUCCAGAUCCCAUCUGUCUCAUUAAGGUAAACAGUAUCAGUGCCAGUAGACCGACUUGGCUUAUGUUAUACGGAAUAAUAUGAGGUAUAAUGAACACUGAACAUCAGCGUUACGGCGAGGCGUCAGCUGAUAUAGUUGCACCGAAGAAUCAAUAACGUGAUGUACUGGAUUGUCCGACUAGUUCAUUUUGAAUGAGUCGGGCGCGAUCGGAAGUGUGGAGUACUGCGUGGAUUAGAAAAUGGAAUUUAACGAUAUUCAGAUGGAUAUUUCAUGAAACAUCGAUCUUGUAAACAUUACUAUGGAUAAUCUGUAAUCACAGGAUGUUGGAAUUAGCCUCAAAGUUUAUUUUUUCUUAUUAGUUUUUCUUAGUUAUCAGGAGUUCCCUGGUUCACUUUUCUCUAUGUUGUCCAUAUUGCUAUUGGCUAAGAAAACUGUCAUGAUGAAAACAGAAAAGUUCCAAGACUUGUAUCCUCUGGAGUACCUUGCUCUGGAAGUAAACCCGGAGUGGAGUCCACACGGAAUAGAGGAGGAUGCAUUUAUUUAUGAAUCACUGGAGGAUGUAGCCAUGGUUCGAUAUCCAUUGCUUGGGGUGGACUGCUCAGGCAAUGGAAGUCGCCUGGCAUCAAGAAGAGGGCACAGUAUUCCACCAGUCCAGCCACCAUCUGCCAUAUCACCUCCGUACUCACCUAUCCCUAGCCCUAGUAUCCGCAGUGUGAGCAGCACCAAGUCGACAUGGAGCGAGCUACUGGGACUCAAGAAGAGAGACUCGUCAGGGUCAUUCUUGAGUGGCAGUGGGUCACUUAGUUUAUCUGGAGUUAGUAGUGUAAUGAGUGAGAAGCUGAAGGAACUCCAUCGCAAGUUUACAUGUCGGACGCAAUACUUCAAAGAGAAAACAAGACAGACGCCCACACCAUCCUCUCCAAGUUGUGAAGCUGACAAAUUCACAGGUGCACCUAAUGGUUCUCCAUCAAUUUCUCCGGGACCAAAACGUCACAGCUCCUUCUCCGGGUCUUCCAGUAUUAAUGCACUAGACGAUGACAUCCACUAUGUUGGCAUCAAUAACUGUAAGGUUAAGUGCCCAGCUUGGAUAGAAAAAUUUACCUUUCCACGAGCAAUCGAUCCACAAAGCAAGCUGUACAUAGGCUGGCUCUUCAUCGUAGUCCUAGCAUUCAUGUACAAUGCCUGGGUGAUUCCAUUACGCUUUGCCUUCAAGGAACUCGUACAGAAACCCGAACAUAUCAGAUAUUGGUUACUAUGUGAUUACAUAGCUGAUUUCAUCUACGUUCUUGAUAUCGUCUUGUUUGAAUCGCGAUUGGUAUUUAUCCGUGAUGGGAUAUUCGUGCAUGACCCUCAAGCUAUGAGGCAAAACUAUUUCAAGAAAUUCACUUUUAAGAUUGACUUGCUGAGUCUGAUGCCGCUGGACCUACUAUACCUCAUGCCUUCGAUAAAUUAUACGUCCCUCGUCAGGAUUCCAAGGCUAUUCAAAAUCCCGACAUUCUGGGAAUUCUACGAGCGAUUCGACCAAGCCGCCAAGUCGGGACAUGCAAUAAGGAUAUUGAAAACUAUGACCUACAUGAUUUACCUAAUCCAUGUGGAAGCGUGUGGAUAUUUCUGGAUAUCGUCCUAUGAGAAGUUCAGCACAAACUGGACGUACAGCCCAGAGAAAUUCCUUAAAGUUACUGCUUAUGUCCGAUGCUUCUACAUAGCCACCAAGACUGCCACCUCUAUUGGCAAGAACCCCAUUCCCACCAACGACCUUGAAUACAUGUUCAUGACUGUCUACUGGUUGUCAGGGGUAUUUGUCUUUGCACUGCUUAUUGGUCAGAUUCGAGACAUAUUUGAAGCUGCUGGUGCUGUCAAAUCAAACUAUCGUAAGACUAUGGACAUCACACUCUGGUACAUGCAGUCACUCAAUCUUCCUAAAGAAUUGCAGGGUCGUGUCAGGAUGUGGUUCAACUACAACUGGGACCAACAGAAAACACUGGAUGAGAACAGUUUAAUUGAAGCCCUGCCCAACAAAAUGAAGACCGACCUUGCAAUCAAUGUUCAUUUUGGCACACUUUCUAAAGUCAUGCUGUUUCAAGACUGUGACAAGAACCUGCUGUAUGACCUGAUCCUAAAACUAAAGCCUGUGUUAUAUCUUCCCGGUGAUUAUAUUUGUAGAAAGGGUGAGGUCGGUACGGAGAUGUACAUUGUGAUGAGUGGUCAAGUCCAAGUGGUCGGUGGCCUCAACGAUGAUAUUAUCUAUGCUACGUUACAUGAAGGAAGUGUAUUUGGUGAAAUAAGUUUACUCUCCAUGGUAGGAGGUAACAGACGUACUGCUGACGUGAGAUCCAAGGGCUUCUCAAAUUUGUUCACCUUGUCCAAGGUGGACUUCGAGGAAGCUAUGAGAGAUUAUCCAACUGCUCAAGCCAUGCUCAAGAAGAGAGCAAAAAAACUGCUGUCAGAAAAUAAGAAAAUAGAACAACAAGAACUUUUCAAAGCACAAUCCGAAGAGAUUAUAAAAAGUCGAACCCCAACCCCUAAAAUGGUGCAUACUGUUAUCAAGAUUCUGGAACCAGAUUCCAAAAUAGCUGAAAUUUUACGCGCCAGAGGCAAGAAGAAGAAAGCAGCCAGGGCGAAUAAAGUGAAUCCUUUGGCUAAAAAGAUGGAGUUUCAUGAUGAGAAUCACCUGAAUCUGAUGCAGAGUCUCAUGUCCGAUGAUUGUAGUGAUAGUAGUGAGGAUGCUGAAGAGGAGGCUGAUGAUUCGUCAGUAUUCGAGUCCAAUAUUCAUAGAGAAAUGGACAAUCUGUCUGUAAGUCUUCCACGAGGUCUCUGCUGUUCGGACGAGGAUUCCACACCUGUGUCUGAAGACAAUCAUCAUCUGGAACGAAAUGAGGGAAAGGAAAACUCACCACCACUGGAAGAAGCAUCAAAAGAAGACAAGAACCAUCCAACAUCGAAACACAACAAGGAAUUCAUCAAUAAGGAUAUAGCCCACUUGGUUAUUGAGAGAGAAAAACAAUCUUUGGCCUUGCCCAUCCAUAAUCGUGCUAGGCCAAGACGGGCUUCAAAUCCGAGGGACUUUACUGGGGAACCUCAUAGCUCUUCAAGGACAAGGCGAGCCUCAAAUCCAAAUGACUUGAUUUUGGAACCGCAUAGUCCCUGUAGGCUAAGGCGGGCCUCCAAUCCAAGGGACCUGACUUUGGUACCUCGUAGUCCUUGUAGGCCAUUUUGUUAUCCUCUUUCAUUGGAAGUGGCACCGGCCCUCCUCAUCACAGAACCCAAGUUAGAAAAGUCACAUCCACGUAUUCCUGAUGAGAACAUGGUGACAUGCAACGUGGAGGUUCAUUGUGAGAAAUCUCCAGAAAAUCCAGAUGGUGUGGAUAAUUUGGCUUUUAUCGGAUCAGACAGUAGCCAUUCUAUAAAAAAUACUCUACCAAGUGUGCCCUGCAUAGAGAAAAGUAUAAGUGAAAACGGCUGAACCGGUUGGGGUCGGCUUAGGUUUAAUUUUCUGCUGGAUGUUGGCCUGUAAUCUUUAUAGUUCCAUCAUGAAACUUGUGCUGCUGGUGCUGCAUUCUUGUCACAUCUGGACAGCAUGUUGAAUUUCAUUGCACUCAUCUGAUCAUUAGGGGUAGAGAUUACAUGGUACCAGAGACAGUAGUACCUCCCUUAGCAGACACCAGUGUUUUUGGUCCCAUAUUGGUAAUUUCCAUUCAAAUUGUCCCCUUUAAUCAGGAGGCCUCACUAUUGAGGACAGCAUUUUGUAGUCACAGGGGUGUCCUUGUUGGAGGUUCCACCAUAUUAGGUGACCUGUGUGCAUUGAAAGUUGUCAGGAUAAAUCACUGAGAUUUUUCACCGCCAUUAGAAUGUACUGUUCUUGUUUUACAUGACAAGCAAUGAAGUGAUCCUAAUGAAAAUAUAGGUCCAUUUAAAUAAUAUAUUUAUGUAGAUUUAGAACAUAGGUUUCUUCUUUUUCUUGAGAAACCAGUAAAAGUAUUUAAUUUGAAACUGCUAAUUUACAUUAACUAGUGUAAAUAUUGAAUGAAAUAAAUUGUGGUUAUUUUUA